Medicago truncatula (barrel medic) is the source of this 982-nucleotide messenger RNA. RefSeq names its product fasciclin-like arabinogalactan protein 3. The coding region runs from base 35 to 898 and encodes 287 amino acids. Gene Ontology annotation, cellular component: plasma membrane. The record is from RefSeq and is a predicted model, not a curated record. Lineage: Eukaryota; Viridiplantae; Streptophyta; Magnoliopsida; Fabales; Fabaceae. The transcript has a single exon.
GAUUUGAUUUGGAGCAUAAUAUCAGAUAGGAAAGAUGGGUUUCAAAAGCUUGUCUUUUCUUUGCUUGGCUCUCUUCCUUACAGUUUCUUCUUCCAUUCAUGCAUUUGACAUCCAAAAAUUGCUAGAUAGAACCCCUGAGUUUUCCACCUUCAACAAAUACCUCAACGAAACCAAGCUUGUUGGCCAAAUCAACCGUCGUAAUACCAUCACCGUCUUCGCCCUUGAUAACGGCGCCAUGUCUUCUGUAUCCGACAAAAUGCCAGAAGCUAUCAGGGCUAUCAUGGCCACCCACGUGCUCCUCGACUAUUACGAUCCAACAAAGCUCAUUGGAGCUAUGCAUAAGCGCGAACCCUUGACCACCCUUUACCAAUCCUCAGGCAUCGCCGUGGACCAACAAGGGUACCUUAAGGUUAAUCGCACUAGUGACGGUGAUUUGGCCAUUGGAUCUGCUGUGAGUGGUGCUCCAAUCGACGUUAAGCUAGUGAAAGUUGUUUUCGCCCAGCCCUACAACAUCACCAUAAUCCAAGUCGCGAAACCUAUCAUGUUCCCUGGACUUGAAACACAAACCUUGGGUGCACCAUCUAAUGGAAGCGCUCCAGCAGCCGAAACGAAUGUAGAUGUUUCUUCGGUUUUUAAAGCACCGCCGGCAAAGGCAAAGAAUGCAAGCGCUCCUUCGGCUGCUGAAGAGCCCAUCACAGAAGUUUCAGAUUCUCCUUCACCUUCUGAUGAGCCCAGCGAAUCUCCCGUUGAAGCCCCUGCAAAAAGCCCAUCUUUGGCUCCUGGUCCAGGUGGUGAUGAGGCUGCUGCCGAUGCUGCACCUACUAGCAGCUCUUCAAGGAUUGUUGUAGGUUUUGUUGGAGCUGUGAUGUGCUUCUCUUCUCUCUUGGUCGUUAUGUAAUGUAGAGUGAUAUGUGCAGAAAACAUAAUGUUUAAGAGUGUAUACAUUUUAAUUAUAAUACAUGAAGAUGAAGGUUUUUUGAAA